CGACCCGACAGCAUCGAAUAUCCCCAACCCACCCUCGAGUCCUCAAAAGUUGAAGCCGACUACUGAGAGACCCAAACUCUCUAAAAAAAAUCCGUCAAAAUUCCGUUGAAAUGAAUUUCAAUAUUUCCCUUACUCGUAAUUUAUUCUUCCCCAGUUUAUAAUUGUGAUUGCACGUGAUUCAUUCGUGAAUGAUGAAUUUAAAUUCUGGGAUAAAUGUUUAUGUUCACUGAGAAUGGCAUACACCAUGCAGGAGUCGAGCACAGUGGCUGGGGGUGGUUGUAGCAGAAGUGCCACUGGCGUAAAUCGUAGCAGCAUCGUGGGAGGAAAUUGCGAUGGGGUGGAGCGACGAAUGGUAGACAUUACCAGAGAUAAGCCGAUCAAAGUUGCCGUGAGGGUGCAAGUACCUGUUCGAGAUCAUCCCAAGUUUAAUUUCGUUGGAAAAUUAUUGGGCCCGAAGGGAAAUUCAUUAAAACGCCUGCAGGAGGAGAGUGGGUGCAAAAUGGCUGUACUUGGUCGGGGUUCUAUGAAAGAUCGUCAAAAGGAGGAGGAGUUACGUGCCAGUGGUGACCCAAAGUUCUCUCAUCUCACGGAGGAUCUUCACGUAGAAAUAAGCGCCUAUGCAACACCAGCUGAGGCACACGCUCGCAUUGCCUAUGCCCUAGUCGAAGUGCGACGUUUCCUCGUUCCCGAUUACAAUGAUGACAUACGACAGGAGCAGAUGUGGGAAAUGCAGAUGAUGAACUGUACGGAAAAUAGCCAGGAUGAAUUAUCAAGUCCAGAGACUAAUUCAGAACCAACUAGUUCACCAAUUUCCAGUACCACUGGACAAGCUUCCGAACCCCAAGAGAUAUCCAAAACUUCGGGGAAUUCGCCCCAUUCCAUAACUUCGGGUCGAAAGAGGCCUUUGGUCCCUGGAAAUCGACCUGCCAUGUCCCCAACGAAAAGAACAGUCAUGUCACUCUUAGCGCGCGCAAGAGCAGCCCAGAAUAAAGAGCAUCUUCAGCCAGGCCAGAUUGUUGCUCACCCACAGUCACCAAGUGUCCAUCAAGCGACUUUAACAAUGAUCCCACAAGCCCCAAACCAGCCCACAACUCAUACUGUACCACAAGUACCCAGAAUUCAAUUAAUCGGUCAGACAGUGGCGCAACAUCAAACGUCACGGAGACAGACAAUUAUUCCACCUCAUUCGCAACAUCAGAUUCUGUCACCUGCAAUUGGGCUUAUCCAUGCGCAGAGGACCGCCGGUGGGCCAACGGUGCUUCCACUUCUACGAGAGGACCUCGUUGCUGGAGUGAAUCUGGUUUAAUUCACUGAGAACGUCGUCUUAAAUCGAAGAGAAUUUUUUUCUCGUUUGCUUUAUUUUUGAGGAAGCUCGGAAAAGAGCGGUGAAAUUUAUGUAAAGCAGUUUAUAAGGAAUUUUCCUUAUUCAUUUUGUGAUUAAUCAGGGUUGAAGGUAUUCUAUUGUGUUAUAAUUGUUCUUUACAACCCUCGGACCAACUUCUGCUCUCACUGGCUUCGUUAGGUAGACUAUUGUGCGCUGAUGUAGCAAUUAGAUAAAGAAAUUAAAAUGCAAUGUAUAGAUGAAUUUAAAUAAAUGAAAAUUAAUAUAAAUAAUUAAUGGAUAAAUGAAGUAUUCUUCAAUCUGUAUAAUGAAAUAAAUACCACAAAUUGAUGCGGA
Molecule: messenger RNA, 1678 nt
Organism: Diachasma alloeum
Lineage: Eukaryota; Metazoa; Arthropoda; Insecta; Hymenoptera; Braconidae
Product: KH domain-containing, RNA-binding, signal transduction-associated protein 2
Exons: 7
Coding region: 233-1306 (357 amino acids)
Biological process (GO): regulation of alternative mRNA splicing, via spliceosome
Cellular component (GO): nucleus
Molecular function (GO): mRNA binding
Source: RefSeq, a predicted model, not a curated record